Molecule: messenger RNA, 1267 nt
Organism: Ruditapes philippinarum (Manila clam)
Lineage: Eukaryota; Metazoa; Mollusca; Bivalvia; Venerida; Veneridae
Product: centrosomal protein of 63 kDa-like
Exons: 2
Coding region: 39-851 (270 amino acids)
Source: RefSeq, a predicted model, not a curated record
AGUUCAAGAAGUGAUUUAACUGGGCAGAAAAGAAAGUCAUGGCUGAAGGUGGCCCAGAGGAUUCAAAAUUUUUGGAAAUAACAGGAAAGGCUGCAUCAAAGACUCUAAAGAAGAAGUCCAAAAACAAAACCACAUAUAAAACUUCAAAUGACCAUGAAAGUUUACUGCAGGAAGUAAAGCAAACUAUCGAAAUAAUUUGCAAUCGUGAUAUGGAAAUCGACGAUCGCAAGAAACUAACCGAUGAUGUUCGCAAGAAAAUAACAGAAAGAGCUUCAGAACUCCUUUCCCUCCAAUCAGAUGUAAUUGAAUGUUUAGAGAAGAAAAUACAAGAAUUAAAAGCGAAAAUAAGAACGCUAGAGAAAAGUGAACAAGAGUUGAAAAAGCAGUUGAUAAAGGCGCAAAAUGAUGGUAAAAAUGGAUCUGUGGAUGACCAGGAAGAUUUUGAAAAACUAAGGGAACAGAUAGAUGAAUUAAAAAAUACAAUAGCGGAAAAGGAUAGAGAACUACAAAAAACUGAAGAAAUAAAAUUGAAUUUGUCUGCUCAUUUUGACAGAAUUACGAAGGAAAUGGCAAUUAUGAAACAUGAUCUUUCAAAAAAGCACGAAGAAGAUAUGGCAGCCAUGCAAACAGAACUAACGAAACAAAAUGAAGAAGUACUUGAACAGGUUAAACGAUUAGAGAACAUGCUUAGUAAUAUUUCAAAACAUAUAUCCCAAGAAGAUCAUGGUCAGGAUAAAGGUAGAGGUAGUCAACAAAACAAACCAACAAAUGCUAAACCAUCAGGACAACAACGACCGACAAAAUCUGGACCCAAACCUAAAUGGAGAAGUAAUUUCAAAAAAAGCGAUUAAUCUGAUUUGGCAUUGAAGUUAAUUGUUUAUAUCUUCUUUAACGUUCAUGUACAAAUAUAAUUACAUGCUGUUAUCUUACUUGUUAUCUCAUUUUUUUUUUAAAAUGAGAACCAGUUAAUUUAAGGUUAAGCUUCUAUUCGAAUCAUUUUGCAUUAAGUCUAUCUUACUCGACUGUAAGAUUGUAAAUACAUGAUAUUAAGCCUGUACAUACUUGAUGAAUUUGUUGAUUAUAGUUAAUGAUUUUAGUUUGCAUAUAUUUGUUUCUUGAAUAGUGUUUUUUAUUAGUGUUGUUUGAUAUGGAUUUGCAUUCUAUUAGAAUUUCUAUACUUGCAUGCUCCCAUUAUUUCAAUUGACAUUGCAAAUGCAGUCAUAACCUUUACGGUCUGCGUCAAUGUGUGAUUAUGAGGGCACGCACA